UAUGACGCUGAAUAGGAAUUUCUUUCAGUUUCGUUGUUAUAUAGGCUGGCAGCUGUGUCUGAUUAGAAACAGACCAUACUACCAAACAUUCGACAUGUUGUGUCUGAUUAUCCUAAUUUUAAGCCUCAUAAAUAGAGCUUAUCUUUCAGAAAUUAUAGCACGAGGAGACACAGUUGUUAAGUUCGGAAAGGAUGCUUCAUUCUCUUGUACACUGUCAGACGCGUCUGGCGUCAAACAAGUCACCUGGCAGCGGGUGCGAGACCAGGAACCGGUACAAACUCUGGCUACAUUCAGCGAGCUCUUCAAACAACAUGUGGAUGAUCAGUAUGUCGGAAAAGUCUCUUUCACCGCGGCGUCAGUUAAUUCAACGUCCAUUGAGAUCAAAAACGCAACAUUUGAAGAUGAGGCUUGCUACAUUUGUUCCUUCAAAGUGUAUCCAUUCCAACCUAAACGACAAACCUUGUGCCUCGCUGUUAAAGGUAUUUCAGAAAUAACAGCAUCAGUGAAUCCUGCACUCAGUUCUGAUCCAGAUGUUGUAGUCUCAUGUUCAGCCACUGGUAAACCAACUCCAACUAUCCACUGGAAAUCUGCAGAGAAAGAGCUGGACAACUUUAGGUCAAGUAAUUUUACAACUCUCAACAAAGACAGCUCAACCACCAUUACAAGCAACCUCACGCUUCCACUGUCACAGUUUCAUGGGAAGUACGUGGAAUGUGUGGCUCAGAGUGACAGCAUGGAGAAGAGCAGCCAAAUCACUUUGCCUAAAGUACAUUCUAAAGUGAAUGCUACACCAAGAAGUUACAUCAUUACAGUUUCAGUCCUCAUCAUCAUGGCUGUUGUGGUUAUUGUCAUUAUGGUCAUCUGUUUUCACACCAGACUAAAGAGAGCCACUUUUGGGAUAAAAUCUACUUAUGAGGAACCCCUUAAGGAGGAAUGUUAACUCUACAGCUACCUUAUAGUAGUAUGCAAUUUUGCUCAUGACCUUUUGCUCAUGACCUGGUUCUAGCCUGUGUGUUCCUUAAAGGAAUCAUGAAUUUCCUGUCUAGUAUUUAUUUAAUUUAUUUAUUUAUGUUUACAUUACUGUAUAGUAUUCCAUUGCAUUAAUACAGUUAAAUAUAUAAUAUUUUACCACUAUGUAAGCGUAUUUUGACCACAGAGAAUAAUAUGGAUGGAUGAUAUUCAUACUGUAACUUUAGAUUUUCAUGCUUAUACAUUAGGACUUUAUGACUCAGAUUAAUGUACUGCCAUACACUAAAUUGUUUUUAAUUGCGUUUUCUUCUUUUGAGUGAUUUAUAAAUUCAGAAAUGCAAGCUCUAUAUAAGUCUUGAUGUUGUGGUAUGGUAUUGUGUUGAACAAUGACAGAGAUUUGGGGAAGAAAAAUAUUGUUACCCAAUACAGAUAAGCUAAAGGCUGAGAAACCUAGUUUUCAGCAGUGUGAAAUAAAGUGAAAGUUAUGUCAUUAAUGGAAGCAGAAGCUGUUUUGUGGUUUCCUCCACGAAACUCUAAAGGCUGUACAGAGAGAUGACUGCUAUUGUUAGUAUUUAUACUAUUUUUAUUUGUUGACUGCAGCAAGCUUGCUAAAAGUAAGUGUAUCUAGAUGUCAGGAAUGACUGUAAAUUAAAUCAUAAAAGGAUAAACACAUUUUUGUUUCUGAAAAGAUUUCUGUGUGAUAUGUAUGUUACAGUAUAUGUCUAACAUGUUAAUGCAGGUUAUGCAAUUGCACUGAAUUAAAAAAUGUGAACUGUUGGA
This is a messenger RNA of Cyprinus carpio (common carp), 1749 nucleotides long. Its product is annotated as nectin-3-like. NCBI's taxonomy places the organism in Eukaryota, Metazoa, Chordata, Actinopteri, Cypriniformes, Cyprinidae. The record is from RefSeq and is a predicted model, not a curated record. Gene Ontology annotation, molecular function: cell-cell adhesion mediator activity.